AUGACGGAAAGUGUUCGUCAACGGAAAAAAAUCGAUGAAUCUAAUGUUCAACCGUUAAAUGAUGAUGAAGAUGAUGUCAAGCGACGUAUUACAAUCGAUCGAUACGAUCAUGAAAAUCGAAAUCAAUCAUCAAUAACAAUAUCGCAAAUAUCUUUGGGUAUAAUAGCAGUAUUGAUGAUUGUUCUAUUGAUUUUCAUAAAAUUUGGUUUACCUCAUGAAGAUCAUAUGACAAAACAUUUUCCAGCUUCAUUACCAACAAUGGACGGUGGACCUUUGCUAGUCAAUGAUUUUCUGUCUCAUAGUGAACGAAUUCAUGUUGGUGAAGGACCAGAAUCAAUUGAACCGUUAAAUGGCUUACUUUACACGGGUUUGAAAAAUGGUUCAAUUGUCGAACUUGAUCCUAUUAGUAAAAAAACUCGCAUUAUCUAUUCUUCACUUAGCGUUGAUGAUCAUCUACUCAACUGUGGACAAGAUAAUCUCGAACAUGUAUGUGGCCGUCCAUUGGGUAUUCGUCGUUUUUCCGAUGACGAACUUAUCAUUGUUCAAGCAUAUCAUGGUAUAUUUAAACUUAAUGUAAAAACAAAGAAACUAACUCAACUUAUCAGUGGCGAUGAUAAGCGAUUUGGUUCUCGACCAUUACGCUUUGUUAACGAUGUUGAUGUCCUCGAUGGACGUUAUCUAUUUUUUACUGAUUCUGAUUGGCUUUAUCCACGAAAAGAAUUCAUGACUGUUCUACUACGAGCUAAUCCUCGUGGAAGAUUGAUUCGUUUUGAUAUUGCAACUGGUAAAGUACGUAUUCUUGAUGAUCAACUUUCAUUUCCGAAUGGUGUGCAAUUAUCUGCCGAUAAACUAUCAGUAUUAGUAUGUGAAACAACAUUAGCUCGAGUCGUUCGACAUUGGAUCGGUGGUGAGAGUAAAACAAUUGGAAAGACUGAAGUAUUUAUUGAUAAUUUACCUGGCCUUCCCGAUAAUAUUCGUUUGACCAGUACAGGAAACUAUUGGGUUGCCUUUGCUGUUGUUCGACAUAGCGAUACAAUUAGUUUAUUUGAUUAUUUACGCAAUUGGCCUCGACUACGAACAAUACUUUCCUUUAUGCCGAAUGUAAUCAAAAAAGUACAAACACGUUUACCACAGCAUGGUCUUGUUGUUGAACUAAGUAAAGACACUCGUCAUAUUGUUCGUUCGUUACAUGAUGCUGAAGGAUUAGUUGUUUCGUCAACUUCACAAGUUACUGAAUACAAUGGUCAUCUUUAUUUUGGCUCAUAUUAUCUAGAGCAUAUUGCAGUUUUCAAACUCUAA
Rotaria socialis is the source of this 1299-nucleotide messenger RNA. Lineage: Eukaryota; Metazoa; Rotifera; Eurotatoria; Philodinida; Philodinidae. The record is from the annotation of a GenBank genome assembly.